CCGCCCCCACUCUUACACACAAGUGAGCGUACACACCUCCCCGCAUGGGCACUCUCGGUGCCGGACCGAUAGAGACAAGCGGGUCGCAGCUAAGUUGCUAGAUUCCGGAAGGAACACAGUACGUUGACCCAGUUUUUAGCGACGCACUUUCUCUUUAAGACCAAGCUCUGAGGUGAAGACAGACUGACUCCGAAGCAUUAUGGCGAAGAACUGUGAGCUGGAGGUGAAGCUUAACCUGCCCAAUCAGGUCAGCUCCUCGGCACAAGCAGUGCCCAAAAUCCAUGAGAGGGCUCAGUGGGGCAGUAAAGUAGACUUCCUCUUGGCUGUGGCAGGACAGAUUAUUGGCUUGGGAAACGUGUGGAGAUUCCCAUACCUGUGUUACAAAAAUGGAGGGGGUGAUUUCAUUCGCUUGGAAGUAACUCGUGUUGGAUUCACUCAUUCCCCCAGAGUCCUUUGCUUUGAUUCCAGAGUAUUCCUCGUCCCCUAUGUCCUGUUCCUUUUUACCUGUGGGAUUCCCCUCUUCCUCCUGGAGACUUCGCUGGGACAGUACACUAGCCAGGGGAGCAUCACCUGCUGGAGGAAGAUCUGCCCCAUCUUUGGAGGACUGGGCUUUGGGAGUCAAGUGGUGGUUCUCUACUCCAGCAUCUAUUACAUCAUCAUUCUGGCCUGGGCAUUCUUCUACCUGUUCUCAUCAUUCAGCACGGAGCUUCCUUGGGCCAGCUGCGGAAACACCUGGAACACAGAAUCCUGUGUUGAAUUUAACCAGAAGAACCUCUCUGUCAACUGGACACUUUCAGCUAACACAACUUCACCAUUGAAGGAAUUCUGGGAGAGACAAGUGCUGAAUAUCACAGGAAAUGUGGAGGAGUUGGGAAGUGUACGAUGGGAGCUUGCCCUGUGCCUCCUGCUGUCCUGGAUCAUCUGCUUCUUCUGCGUGUGGAAAGGAGUGAAGUCCACAGGAAAGGUGGUGUACUUCACUGCUACUUUCCCCUACUUGAUGUUGGUGGUGCUGCUGAUCCGGGGGCUUACCUUGCCUGGAGCCAUAGACGGCAUCAUCUUUUACCUGUACCCAGACCCAACCCGGCUCACUGACCCCCAGGUGUGGAUGGACGCUGGGACACAGAUAUUUUACUCCUAUGCCAUUUGCAUUGGGUGUCUGGUAGCUCUGGGCAGUUACAACAAGUACAACAACGACUGCUACAAAGACUGUGUGUAUCUCUGCUUGCUGAACAGUGCAACCAGCUUUGUGGCUGGCUUUGCCAUCUUCUCCGUGCUGGGCUUCAUGGCCAAACAACAAGGAGUGGACAUCUCUGGGGUGGCUGAGUCAGGGCCCGGCUUGGCCUUCAUCGCGUACCCUCAGGCCGUGGCCAUGAUGCCCCUCCCCCAGCUGUGGGCCGUCUGCUUCUUCGUUAUGGUCAUCCUGUUGGGGCUCGACAGUCAGUUUGUAGGUUUAGAAGCUCUCGUGACAUCCAUCUCAGACAUGUACCCCGCCUUCUUUCAAAUCGGACACCGGCGAAAAUUCCUGCUCCUGUUAAUCUGUGUGGUCUGCUUCUUAAUUGGCCUGUUGAUGGUCACGGAGGGUGGUCUGUACAUAUUUCAGCUGUUUGAUUACUAUGCCUGCAGCGGAAUGACACUUCUUACUUUUGCCAUUUUUCAAUCUCUCGCCGUGGGUUGGAUUUACGGUGCGGAUCACCUCUACGAUAACCUUGAAGACAUGAUUGGCUAUAGGCCAUUGCCUCUGAUAAAGUACUGUUGGCGUUAUGUAACACCAGUUGUCUGCACUGCUACCUUAAUCUUCUCCUUGGUUAAGUACAAUCCCCUCAAGUUUAACAACACGCAGGAGUACCCCUGGUGGGGCUAUGCCAUCGGCUGGUUCUUCACCCUCUCCUCUACAUCCCUGGUGCCCCUAUACAUGCUGUAUGCUGUCAUUGUCACCCCUGGAUCAAUGCGACAGAGACUACGCUGGCUCUGCACCCCUGCUGCUAACCUCCCGGGUUCGAAGGCGAAGAAGGGCCCCCACAGAACCCCGUUUGAGCCUGAAAAACUCCCCAUCCAGAGCAUGGCCCACAACGAGGUUGCAUUGGACAGCAACACUGGGCCUCUGUAGAGCCCCCUCCCUCAUGCCCCCCCCCACCCCCACCCUGCCCCGCUCUCUUCUCACCAUAUACUCCAAGUCUUCCAACAACAAGCCUGCUAACCGGCUCAGGAGCCCUGCCGUUGUGUACAGGAGGAGGGAUGUGAGGACACGGCUUUACACAGACUGGAUCCAUGGGCAAGGGGCAGUGCCAAGCGCCUGUCACACCAGCAGUGCUACACUAAGAACCACACAGUGCUACAAUUACGAACAACUGGAGAUCUUCAGUUACCUGUUUUUUUGUUUUGUUUUUUUGUAACAGACUUCAGGUGUGACUUGCUGAAUGGGCCCUAUCAAGUCAGUCCAUCAGAACUUUGUCAGCUGGUCCAGAAAUGUGACCUCGAACCCCUCAAAUCCUUCUGGACCGCCAGUGCUAAGCCUGCGCCCCGCGGGUUUGUAGGCCGGUUGCCCUCGGCUGCGUCUCAAACGGCUAAAAUGCAGGCAGUGCUCUACGGCAGGAAGGCGUUCAGACAGAUCCUGAAGGCAGCUUUGGUGCAUCCUUCACCGGGCCAGGGAAGCAUAUCCCAGAGGUCUUCGCGAUUAACACAGGCUUCUUAAUGGCGGCUGAAAACAGCGGCAGAGCUCGUUUACAAGUGUGAGUGUGCAGUGUGAGUGUGCAGAGUGUGAGUGUGCAGUGGGCAGUGUGAGUGUGCAGAGUAUGAGUGAGCAGUGUGCAUGUGCAGUGUGUGAGCGUGCAGUGGGCAGUGUGCAGAGUGAGUGUGAGUGCAGUGUGUGUGUGUGUGCAGAGUGAGUGUGCAGAGUAUGACUGUGCAAGUAUGAGUGUGGAGUGUGAAUGCAGUGUGUGAGUGUGCAGUGUGAGUGGGCAGUGAGUGUGCGGUGAACUUGAUCAUUGAUGGUAGUAAUUUUUUUAAUUCAUUGGAAUUAUGUAUUUAAUGUUUUUAAGCCAUGGCGAGCUUUCCAUGGACUAGCCAGCUAUCUUGCUUGUAAUCACGUACUGUAAUCGCGUUAUUUUUCUGUGAUGACAUCCUGCCUUCAAAGUGUGUCCAGAAUUCCUUGCCUUUUGAGGUUCCUUUUCCGUUAAGACGCUACCUUCAGAGUGACCUCACUGCUAAGGGUGUAGGCAGCGAGGCAGCUACCUUCAGAGGAAGCUCACUGCUAAGGGUGUAGGGAGCUAGGCAGUUACCUACAGAGGAAGCUCACUGCUAAGGGUGUAGGAAGUUACCUUUCAGAGGGAGCUCACUGCUAAGGGUGUAGGGAGUUACCUUUCAGAGGAAGCUCACUGCUAAGGGUGUAGGGAGUUACCUUUCAGAAGAAGCUCACUGCUAAGGGUGUAGGGAGUUACCUUUCAGAGGGAGCUCACUGCUAAGGGUGUAGGGAGUUACCUUUCAGAGGGAGCUCACUGCUAAGGGUGUAGGGAGUUGCCUUUCAGAGGUAGCUCACUGCUAAGGGUGUAGGGAGUUGCCUUUCAGAGGGAGCUCACUGCUAAGGGUGUAGGCAGCAAGGCAGUUACCUACAGAGGUAGCUCACUGCUAAGGGUGUAGGGAGUUACCUUUCAGAGGUAGCUCACUGCUAAGGGUGUAGGGAGUUGCCUUUCAGAGGUAGCUCACUGCUAAGGGUGUAGGCAGCAAGGCAGUUACCUACAGAGGUAGCUCACUGCUAAGGGUGUAGGGAGUUACCUUUCAGAGGGAGCUCACUGCUAAGGGUGUAGGGAGUUGCCUUUCAGAGGGAGCUCACUGCUAAGGGUGUAGGGAGUUGCCUUUCAGAGGGAGCUCACUGCUAAGGGUGUA
Messenger RNA from Anguilla rostrata (American eel), 3882 nucleotides. Its product is annotated as sodium- and chloride-dependent GABA transporter 2-like. Gene Ontology annotation, molecular function: gamma-aminobutyric acid:sodium:chloride symporter activity. The record is from RefSeq and is a predicted model, not a curated record. Gene Ontology annotation, cellular component: plasma membrane. Gene Ontology annotation, biological process: sodium ion transmembrane transport. Bases 200 to 2107 code for a protein of 635 amino acids. The transcript is spliced from 18 exons. NCBI's taxonomy places the organism in Eukaryota, Metazoa, Chordata, Actinopteri, Anguilliformes, Anguillidae.